AUGUUAUUAAGCAUGGAUGUGAUGAAGAUGCGAGACUGGACCUAUCUGGAGGACCCCCCUAAAGAUAUCGGUCCAGCUCGACAUAUUCUCGAGGUAUACAGCAAAAUUCCUUACAAUGACCUCGACGAUCACAUCCGCCGUGUUCGCGAGAAGGCCUGGUGCAUAUCCCGCUACCCCUUUGUUGGGCGAUGGAAGUUUCUCUACAUCCCCGACCCCAAGGACCCUCGCUACCAGCAGGUCCUCUUCCGUCUCAACGUCGCCGGCUCAAGAGAUGUCCUACUCGACUUGGGCUGCGGCGUUGGACAGGUCAUCCGGCAGUUCCGCGCUGAUGGCGUGGAUGGCGCACAAUUAAUUGGCACAGACCUGCAAUCCAAGUUUAUCGACAUCGGCUACGACCUCUUUCAGGAUCGAGACCUGCUCGGUGCGACAUUUGUUGCAGGCGACAUGUUGGAUCCCGAGGACAAGGAGCUGGACACAUUACGCGGCAAGAUCACCCUCGUCCACGCCGGCAGUUUCUUCCACCUCUUCAACUGGGUCCAACAACUGUACAUGGGGAAGCGUCUAGUUGAAUUUCUCAAGCCCGGGACGAGAAACGCGAUGAUAUAUGGCCGCCAAGUCGGGACGAACCAUCCCGGUCCCUCCUCUACCAGCAAUCGAUCUGCCUAUCUACAUGACCAAGCAAGCUUUCAACAGCUCUGGGAUGAAGUUGGUGCGAUGACAAAGACGCGAUGGCAGGUACAGCUCGAACCGACUGGAGAGCCAGUCUGCAAACUGCCCGGCUUUAGCAACAAUGCAUUCCCAGUCAACUUUACCAUUUACCAGGUCUCUUGA
Molecule: messenger RNA, 831 nt
Organism: Fusarium keratoplasticum
Lineage: Eukaryota; Fungi; Ascomycota; Sordariomycetes; Hypocreales; Nectriaceae
Product: Methyltransf-25 domain-containing protein
Exons: 2
Coding region: 1-831 (276 amino acids)
Source: RefSeq, a predicted model, not a curated record